Mycena indigotica is the source of this 309-nucleotide messenger RNA. RefSeq names its product Mitochondrial import inner membrane translocase subunit TIM14. Bases 1 to 309 code for a protein of 102 amino acids. The record is from RefSeq and is a predicted model, not a curated record. Gene Ontology annotation, cellular component: PAM complex, Tim23 associated import motor. NCBI's taxonomy places the organism in Eukaryota, Fungi, Basidiomycota, Agaricomycetes, Agaricales, Mycenaceae. The transcript is spliced from 2 exons. Gene Ontology annotation, biological process: protein import into mitochondrial matrix. Gene Ontology annotation, molecular function: ATPase activator activity.
AUGUCGACCCCCGUCAUCAUUGGCGUCAGCGCACUCGCUGCUGCGCUUGCUGGUCGCCACUUCCUCAGGAGGGGCGCCAAGAACGCCGCGGACCAGUGGGUCAAGGGCGGCUUCCGCGCAAAGAUGGACAGAAAAGAGGCGGUCGCAAUACUCGGCCUCAAAGACGGCCCUACAUUACGCAACAAGCUCAAAGAUGCACACAGGACAAUCAUGCUUGCCAACCACCCUGACCGUGGCGGCUCCCCAUAUCUUGCGAGCAAAAUCAACGAGGCGAAGGAUCUGCUAGACAAGGAGACCUCACGGAGAUGA